Molecule: messenger RNA, 276 nt
Organism: Fusarium tjaetaba
Lineage: Eukaryota; Fungi; Ascomycota; Sordariomycetes; Hypocreales; Nectriaceae
Product: ribosomal S19 mitochondrial
Exons: 4
Coding region: 1-276 (91 amino acids)
Biological process (GO): translation; ribosomal small subunit assembly
Cellular component (GO): ribosome; cytosolic small ribosomal subunit
Molecular function (GO): structural constituent of ribosome; RNA binding
Source: RefSeq, a predicted model, not a curated record
AUGCACGCGACACGGGUUCUUCUCAAGCGAUCAGUGUGGAAGGGGCCGCACUUGGUACCCCUACCCAUUGUAUGGCCCAAGUCUUCUAGCGAUAAGGUGCCCCCUGUGCGAACACAGGCUCGAUCAGCCACGAUUCUGCCCAACUUUGUCGGUCUCAAGUUCGAGGUGCACAAUGGAAAGGAUUACCAUGAGGUGACCAUUACAGAAGAUAUGGUUGGACACAAGCUUGGCGAAUUCUCACCAACACGAAAGCCAAAUAUCUGGGACAAGAGGUAG